This is a messenger RNA of Microplitis mediator, 1771 nucleotides long. Its product is annotated as dnaJ protein homolog 1. The record is from RefSeq and is a predicted model, not a curated record. Gene Ontology annotation, molecular function: protein-folding chaperone binding. NCBI's taxonomy places the organism in Eukaryota, Metazoa, Arthropoda, Insecta, Hymenoptera, Braconidae. Gene Ontology annotation, cellular component: cytosol. The transcript has 2 exons. Gene Ontology annotation, biological process: negative regulation of transcription by RNA polymerase II. The coding region runs from base 218 to 1297 and encodes 359 amino acids.
ACACGAGACGUUGAGUUUGUAUAUAUGAUCUGCGCAACUGUAGAGUACUUUCCAGUUAAAAUCGAGACUUGAAAGACUUGACAUAACUAAUUUUAAAUUUAGUUUUUCUAUUCAAACUAGAACAUUCUAAUAGUGAUAUUAAGAUUUCUUAAGUGUCAAUAAUAUUUAAAAAUAAUAAUAAAACGGAUUAAUAACAUCUAACAAAGAACAAACAAAAAUGGGAAAAGACUACUAUAAAAUUUUGGGUAUCGCAAAAGGAGCUAAUGAUGAUGAAAUCAAAAAAGCAUACAGAAAGUUAGCUCUUAAAUAUCAUCCUGAUAAGAACAAAGCCGCUGGAGCAGAAGAAAAAUUUAAAGAAAUAGCAGAAGCGUAUGAAGUACUGUCAGAUGCUAAAAAACGUGAAGUUUAUGACAAAUUCGGUGAAGAAGGAUUGAAAGGCGGUGCAUCAUCUGGUGGUGGAGGUGGUGGCGCUGAAACAUAUACUUUCCAUGGAGAUCCACGUGCUACAUUUGCUCAAUUCUUCGGUUCAUCCUCACCAUUUGCUACAUUCUUUGAAUUUGGUCCUGGCGGUGGUAACAGCAGAACAUUUGCAUUCGGCGGCAAUGAUGACAUGGACAUGGAAGAUCCAUUUGACUUGAGGAUGGCUGGUGCACGACCAGGUGGUGGCGGUGGACAGGGUGCAUUUAGAUCACAUUCAUUCAACUUCGCCGGUCCAGGUGGUGGUCGAAUGACAGGUCAAAAAGAUCACGCUCAAGAUCCUCCAAUAGAACACGAUCUCUAUGUAAGUUUAGAAGACAUCGCACGUGGUUGUGCUAAAAAAAUGAAGAUAUCAAGACGGGUAAUACAGCCAGACGGUACAACUAAAAAAGAAGACAAAGUACUUACCAUCAAUGUCAAACCUGGAUGGAAAGCAGGAACUAAAAUUACCUUCCAAAAAGAAGGUGAUCAAGGCCGUGGUAAAGUACCAGCUGACAUUGUCUUUAUUAUUCGCGACAAACCUCAUCCCCACUUCAGACGAGAAGGAAGUGACAUCAGAUACACCUGUAAGUUAAGUUUAAAACAGGCUCUCUGUGGUACUAUCGUUGAAGUACCAACGUUAUUUGGCGAAAAAAAGACUCUUAAUCUUACUGAUGAAAUCGUUAAACCAAACAUGGUUAAACGAAUCCAAGGCCAAGGACUACCAUUCCCAAAAGAACCAUCAAGAAAAGGCGAUUUACUCGUUUCAUUUGAUAUCAAAUUUCCUGAUAAAUUAUCACAAAGCAUCAAAGACAUACUGUAUGAUACUUUACCAAAUUGAAUUAAUAAUUAAUAUUCUUUGUAGUGAGAUGACUGAAUAUGUACAUCUUGAAUCGAUUAAAAGAAAAAAAAAAUUGAUAAUAAUAAGUAAUACGUUAGUUCAAUCAUUUGUAUCAUUUACUGUUGAAAUGAGAUGUACGUUGUAGUACAUUAUUAUGAAGAACAAAACAUGCGUGUAAAAUAUGUGAAAAAAUUUUUGCAGAUAAAAUAUGUUAAAUGACUGGACCCUAAAAGGUUAACAGCAAUUUAAUGAUAUAUUUAAAUUUUAUCUUGCAAUGUAUACUACUAUUAUUAUUGAUAAUAUUAUAGAAGGUCCGGGCUAUACGCGCGUAUAUAUAUAAUGUCCCGGUGUACUGAUAAAAAAAAACAAUAAAUAAGAAUUUAAUUUGAUUCUGUUAUAAUUAUUUUGUUUAACAAUUUAUGUAUGAAAAAUUAUUUUUUAAUUAUUAGAAAACAUUGUUGUGUUAUAAUUGCG